GGCCUUGAUAUUUUUGAAACGUAAACGUAUAAACCAUUUGGAACAGUUGUUGUUCGCAUCUUCCUAUCGAUUGUUUAUUUGCUGAUAUGAAGGAGACAAAUUUUGUGUGAAAAGCUUCGACUCCAAAUUGCUAGACCGUAGUAGAUAGCGUUGCCAGCGAAAAAAAUACAAAAUGCCACCGAAAAAACCGGGCAAAAAGGUUACGAUUCAAUUGCGCCCGUUGGAGCGUGCACGAGGCUCCUCCUUCGAACAGGACCAUGCCGCUGGAACAUCGUCUGGCGCACCCGUCAAAGCAGUUCUAAAGAAAUCGCGCUACAAAAUCUAUGAAAUACCGCGCAAGUCCGAGUUUUCCGAGUAUCUCUUAAAGCUACGGCGCGAACAGGAGAGGCUAGAGCAGGAUGAUGCAGAUCUGCGAGUUGAACCACCGGCGCACGAAGCUGCGGGCCCAAGCCGGCAGGCGGAAGCACGGCCAAAGUUGAUAAUGUUCGACAAUCCCAUCAGCCCGGUCAGGCAGGGCAGUGUCGUUGAGUAUCGGCCGAAGGAGCGCCACCCGUUCAAGGAGCUCGUUAGUAACUAUCUGCGACGAAGCUCGCAUCCAAAGCAACUGCUAGGUCUGUACAAGAUACCGGUGGUGAAAAAUUGGGAGCAAGUGAUCGAAGAUUCGCUGCGCAAGAUGGCGGCCGAACGAUCGACCCGGGGGGAUCAGUGGAAGCAGCCGCGGCUGCAGUGGUUAGAUGAGUUGGAGGAAGCAAAUCGCCAGCUACCGGAACCGAGCCGUACCCGGAGGAAUAUGUUCGAUCCUUCCAUCUGUUGCUUUCUGGCGUGGUGUGGAGGUCGCCGCCGCCGUCGACGCCUCGGUCAGCGCUGGUCGGAUGCUUAAGCUGCACUGCUUACCUUUGGGAGAUUUCUCCUCGGUGCCGAGAUAGAACGGACCCUGGCGCGAUACAAUCUCCUGGAUGAUGAUGCCGAACGAGUAGACGUCCCCUUUCUGGCUGCCCGCCGGCGGACACUGGGGAUCGCGCAGCAGUUCCGGAGCGGUCCACAGCAGCUCUGCAAAUAGAUUGUACAUCAUCUCGUGAGGCUUGAAAUUGCUUUCAGGAGCGUUUUCACAAGCAAAAACCACAUACUUUGCCAGUAGGCAUAGCUCUCGAUGUCGGCAUCGUCGGUGCUGCGGCGCAGCUGAUGCAGCCCAAAGUCCGUCACCUUUAGCACGAACCUCGAAUCCACCACACAGUUGGACGACUUGAGCGAACCGUGCGAGUGCAGAUCGGUCGAGUGCAGGAACGCCAUCCCCUUGACGAUGUCGUGCAUCAGCGAGAUCUUAAACAUCCAGUCCAGCUUGAUCGUUUCGUUCUCCAGUAUGUCCUGCAGCGAACCCUUCGGGCAGUACUCGGUCAGAAUGAACGGUUCCGGGUGCAGAUCGAGACAGGCGCCGUAGAACCGCACCAGAUGGUCGUGCUGGAUGUCCUUCAUGCGCUUGAACUCCAGCAUCAGCGACCGGGUGAGGCUGAGGUUUUGUACGUUGAUCUUCUUGAUCGCCACCUUGCAGCCCUUGUAGAAGCCGAAGUGGAUGUAGAUCUGCCGAUCGCCGGGCAGCGAGUUAAGAUCCUCGGAGUAGAUCGUCUGCAAGGGAGUGGAAGCGACUAUCGAUUGGUUGUUUCUUUCGAUUGCCGGGUUGCUUUCUAACGCGCGCUACUUACGGCUUGGCUGCCCCGCUUUACCAUCGAGUGGAAGCUGCCCCGAUGGCCGCGGCUCGGAUUGCACGACAGCACAUCGUUCGGGUUCACCUUCCAGGUCAUGGAGUUAAUUUCCGCCUCGAGCUUGUAGUGCCGAUAGCCCACGAUGGACGCGAUGCCCAUGCAGACGACGCAAACCCCAAGCACGAGCGACAGUAUGGCAUAGCCGGGCAGUGCUGUGUGAGGAUGAAGGAAAGCAGACGGAGGAUCGUUAAGUUUGUGUUGACGGAAUCCCCUGGACGGGGGGUGUGGAAGUAAUGCUUACAAUUAUCCGGACACAGGGACCCAUCGAAACCGCAGGUCGGUCGGUCUGGCGGUGCCUUUGUGCGAUCGCCUGCCCAGUGGAUGGCUUUACCCUCGACAAACUGCACCCCACCGCCGUAGUAAUAGUUCGCCACGACCUGAAAGGAAGAUGCAAAGAAUAUUGCGGUAAAAAAACACCACCCGGAAAGGAAUGACCUCCUCUUCCCGCCGGUUACUCACCUCAAACAGACCCGUCUCGGGGUUCAGAUCGAGCAGGGAAUAAUUCGAUAUACGGUCACCGUUCGAGUCUAUCGUCACGUUGCCGGUAAUGCCCUUAAAGCUUCGGCCCCACAUCAACUGGGCCAGGUGCGUACCGUUGAUGGGCUGCCGGAGGGCACGCUCCACCCCGAGCUGCGCAAUGCUGUCAUUGAGGGCGUACGCGUACAGCAGUACCGCAUCGUAGAAGGCCGUCACAAACGUUGACACGGGCUCAUCCUCGGCGUACGUGUGGUUGUACUUUGUCUUGGUCAGUUCCUUCACCUAAAACAAGACCACGCAUUAGGGUGUGUGUGUGUGAAAGUCAAAUAAAAAAAAACCCAAUGCAAAGCAAAUCGAAUCUGAAACCGCGUCUAAUGCGCAGAAAGGGACACAUAAUCUCAUUUAAGCCAAGACAAACCCACUCGGAUCGCGCGCGUGGCAAGCAUACUGCAAGCAUGCUCUAACAAGAGGUCGUGCAUCUUCACACCGAGGGGCGAGGGAGGAAGGGAGGGCGCAGAUUAGGUCUUACAAUUCCCGUCACGUACCGCACGAGAGCGAUUGGAUUGGAUAUGGAGGGGAUUUCCGAAUGCGCCUGCCUGCAGCACGCAGACCGAAGGAGCGGAGGCAAAAUCGAAGAAAAUAGGAUUUUAAACUGCUUCAUUCCACCGGGAUCGGUGGGAGAUUUUCUAACCAGCGUGGAAAUCGGUUCUACAUUUUUCCUUCGUUUUUUUAUUUUUUUGCUUUUCCCUUUAAUGAAAGCAAACCGGAAAAGUGGUCAAACUGGUGUGCGGUGUGGCGCGCAAAUUCUGAGAACUAGUGAAGUGGUGUGAACCCGCAGUGAUGCCGACACAGGAACCGACGACACUCGCCCAGUGCACUUCAGCAUCAGAGGAGCUUCGUCUUUCUUUUUUCUUCUUUCAGCCGGUGGAUUAAAACCCGUAAUUGCUUUCGAAGUGGAGCUGCCGAAAGGGACUUUUUUGUAAGCCGCAGUGCUAACUAAAGAUUAAUACGGAUGGGACGCGGCUUAGGCGCUAAAAGAACUAUCUUGCUGCGUCAGAUUAUAACCCGACGGCUCCAAGAUUUACUGUGAGGAUGUGCGUUUAAUAAGUUGAACAGAAUAUUAGAGAAUUUUAAACUUAUUCGUAAUUUUUGGACCGGAAAA
Molecule: messenger RNA, 3399 nt
Organism: Anopheles arabiensis
Lineage: Eukaryota; Metazoa; Arthropoda; Insecta; Diptera; Culicidae
Exons: 2
Coding region: 173-880 (235 amino acids)
Molecular function (GO): protein binding
Source: RefSeq, a predicted model, not a curated record